AUGCUAUUCGUCGGCCACACCCUUCCCUCCGUGUACCUCGACGAAGAAGAGCUAUUCGUGUUGGCCCUCCUCAGGUUGCUGCUAGUCAAUGAAGCGCCCCUGCUAGUGACAGAGCCCCCACUGCCGUACGCCGAAUCCCCCCCCGAACUCAGACUCAACAGCGAAGACCGCCUAGACGGCGCUCCCAUAUCAGUUGUAGUCCGCGAAGACGCAGUCGAAUACUCCGAUCUGGCUCCACCUCUUCCUAUAGUGCUACUGCCAUCAACCGACGGCGCCUGUGGCGGAACCCAUCUGUCACGCCCGGAUGGCGAAAGUGAUGGCCCGCAGUACCCUGCCGAGGCGUAG
This is a messenger RNA of Morchella sextelata, 345 nucleotides long. RefSeq lists its product as uncharacterized. The coding region runs from base 1 to 345 and encodes 114 amino acids. The transcript has a single exon. The record is from RefSeq and is a predicted model, not a curated record. NCBI's taxonomy places the organism in Eukaryota, Fungi, Ascomycota, Pezizomycetes, Pezizales, Morchellaceae.